This is a messenger RNA of Suillus paluster, 357 nucleotides long. RefSeq lists its product as uncharacterized. Lineage: Eukaryota; Fungi; Basidiomycota; Agaricomycetes; Boletales; Suillaceae. The annotation marks the transcript as partial. The record is from RefSeq and is a predicted model, not a curated record. The transcript has a single exon.
GAUUUACGUGUUGUGCAGGUUCACGCAGUCUUUUCUUUACCCCAAACAGUGGUGAAGCGGUAUUUCAACCCUCAGAACCCCCCACCCCAGCAUUUCGCCUAUGUGGAGUGGUUUUCGGCUUUCAGUCCUUUACCAGAUACACACUCUGGGCUGUACAAGGUCAGACGGCUGGUUCGCGAUACCGAACGCCAAGUGUCAAUCGUGCCUGUAUCUUUGAUUUGUCGAAGUGCUCACUUACUGCCUAAGUGGGGAGGAGCUGUUCCUGCAGAAUGGAUGAGCUUAGAUGUUCUUGAUACUUCCCCCUUGUUUUUUUUGAAUGUCUUCAAAGACACGUAUACUUACUUCAAUGUAGGUUAA